Molecule: messenger RNA, 5765 nt
Organism: Danaus plexippus (monarch butterfly)
Lineage: Eukaryota; Metazoa; Arthropoda; Insecta; Lepidoptera; Nymphalidae
Product: furin-like protease 2
Exons: 14
Coding region: 403-4305 (1300 amino acids)
Biological process (GO): protein processing
Cellular component (GO): trans-Golgi network; Golgi membrane
Molecular function (GO): serine-type endopeptidase activity
Source: RefSeq, a predicted model, not a curated record
CGGUUGGUAGAAACGGUUGUCAGUUUAUAAGACGGUUCUGUCAAAGUAGGCAGCUGUUUACGUUUUGUAUGAUUAUUUUGCGAUCGUUUUGCAUAACUUUUGUUAUAUCUUAUUGUUUUUAAGUAAUUAUUUUUGUUGUGAACAUUAUAUAGUGACAUUUAUUUGUGAUAUAUUUAUUAAAUCGAACCAUGUCAGAUGUCAAGAGGUGAAUAAGCUGUGUUUUGUGUUGAACGUGUGUGUGACAGUUUUUAUAUUGUUUGGGAUUCGGUGCGAUAAACAUAAACGGCACUUCAAAGCAAUUUCAAGACGGAUUUCUGUAUCAGUUUGAUAUAUGACGCUGAAACAAGGAGGAGUCGUACAGCUGUGGUGCUAAUGUUCUUAUAGUCCAUCCAAGUGUCUGUCAUGGUGCUGUCAUGGCGUGCGCUGGCGCUGCUAGCCGCGCUUCAAAUGUGCUCAUGCUUACCGAAAGCACUAUAUCACAAUCACUUCGCUAUCCAUGUACCAGCUGGCGAAAAACACGCGGAUGACAUCGCGACAAGACAUGGUUUCAUCAACCAUGGCCAGAUUGGAGCCCUCAAGGGAUACUACUUGCUGUCACAUCACGGAGUUCACAAACGGUCUACAGAACCAAGUCACGAGCAUCAUCACAAGUUAAAUAAUGAACCCGAGGUUAAAUGGUUCGAGCAACAACGCGAGAGGCGUAGAAUGAAACGUGAUUACAGCCCUUAUGAGAGCACAUUAUGGUCGCAGUUGUCUCGAAGGCUGCCCUCCCAUAGAACCCGUCACCGCGCCAUUACACCCUCGCCUUUCUUCUCCGAUCCGUUGUUUAAAGAGCAAUGGUAUUUGAAUGGCGGUGCGAAAGAUGGACUUGACAUGAAUGUAAUGCCGGCGUGGCAAAGAGGUUACACUGGAAAGGGUGUAGUUGUGUCAAUCCUUGAUGACGGUAUACAAACCAACCAUCCCGACCUCGCGCAGAACUAUGAUCCUCUCGCUUCCACUGACAUAAAUGGGAACGACGAUGAUCCAAUGCCUCAAGACAACGGCGAUAACAAACAUGGAACCCGUUGUGCCGGGGAGGUUGCCGCUGUAGCAUAUAAUCAGUACUGUGGUGUCGGUAUAGCAUACAAUGCUAGUAUAGGAGGAGUCCGUAUGUUGGACGGUGUAGUGAAUGACGCGGUGGAAGCCAGAGCUCUUGGUCUUAACCCCGAUCACAUUGACAUAUACAGUGCCUCGUGGGGUCCUGAAGAUGAUGGGAAGACGGUAGACGGGCCGGGUCCGCUUGCUAGAAGAGCUUUUAUUUAUGGAGUUACAAGUGGUAGGCGCGGUAAAGGAAGUAUAUUCGUGUGGGCUUCGGGAAACGGUGGUCGCCAUACAGACUCCUGUAAUUGUGAUGGAUAUACAAAUAGUAUAUUUACUUUAUCAAUAUCGAGUGCGACACAAGGGGGAUUUAAACCUUGGUAUCUAGAAGAAUGUUCAUCGACUCUAGCCUCCACAUACAGCUCGGGUACUCCGGGUCAUGAUAAGAGUGUUGCUACUGUUGAUAUGGACGGCAGAUUAAGAUCAGAUCAUAUUUGUACAGUGGAACAUACAGGAACGUCCGCAUCUGCACCUUUAGCAGCCGGUAUUUGUGCCCUUGCGCUGGAAGCUAAUCCAAAUUUGACCUGGAGAGAUAUGCAGUAUUUAGUAGUGUUAACAUCACGUCCACAACCCCUCGAAAAAGAAACUGGGUGGAUUGUGAACGGUGUGAAGAGAAAAGUUAGUCACAAGUUUGGCUAUGGUUUAAUGGACGCAUCGGAAAUGGUGAAUUUGGCGGAACAAUGGGUAUCAGUACCACCGCAACAUAUAUGUAAAUCGCAGGAAAUUAAUGAGGACAAAGCUAUUGAAUCCUCAUUUGGUUAUACACUAAAAGUACAUAUGGAUGUUAAUGGUUGCAGUGGAACAGUUAAUGAAGUGAGAUAUCUAGAACAUGUCCAGUGCAAAAUAUCGUUGAGGUUUUUCCCUAGAGGUAAUCUCCGCAUACUUCUUACUUCGCCGAUGGGAACAACGUCCUCUUUAUUAUUUGAAAGACCUAGAGAUGUUAUCAGUUCCAACUUUGAUGAUUGGCCCUUCUUAAGUGUUCAUUUCUGGGGUGAGAGAGCCGAAGGUAGAUGGACUUUGCAGAUCGUUAAUGCUGGUAACAGGCAUGUUAACCAACCAGGCAUUCUCAAAAAAUGGCAGUUGAUAUUUUACGGCACAUCAACAGACCCUAUACGGUUAAGGUCGAAAAGACCUGCACAAGCAGCGCCAGCCUUUGCUUUUCCAACUGCCGCUGACGGUUACGAAGCUGCCGGGGAUUCUUUUUACAAUACUGACGCGUUUACAAAUUACCAGAACUUUCCUUCAUUAUUCGCCGCUGGGUCAAACCCCGAAAAGGCGAUAGCACGUCUCGACGGACACAAUGUCCCUUCACCGCAUGGGGAAAAUGUCCUCGCUGAUAGUAAUGAUAAGCGCGUCAUGCACGAUUGUGAUCCCGAAUGCGAUUCUCAAGGUUGCUAUGAAAAAGGACCCACACAAUGUAUAGCCUGUAAGCAUUACAGACUAGAUGAUGCCUGUGUAUCUCGAUGCCCUCCGAGAAGUUUUGCCAAUCAAGGUGGUGUUUGUUGGCCCUGUCAUGAAACAUGUGAAACAUGCGUGGGCCCAGGACAAGAUUCAUGUUUGACAUGUUCGCCAGCACAUUUAUUAGUGGCUGAUUUGGGUUUGUGUAUACAACAAUGUCCUGAUGGAUAUUGGGAAAAUAGCGAAGCGUCAGCUUGUCGGCCGUGUGCUGCACACUGUUCCACCUGCUCAGAGAGAGCUGAUGCAUGUACCUCAUGUGAACAUCAUUUAGUACUAUAUAACGGAACUUGUGCCACAUCCUGCCCACCUUCAACGUAUGAAACGGAAGACUAUAGCUGUGCUAAAUGUCAUGAAAGUUGCAACACUUGUCACGGACCUGGAGAGCAACAUUGUGUCACAUGUCCCGCUUCUAGUUAUGUGCUUGAUGGGCGUUGUCUGAGCACGUGUCCAAGUGGUUAUUACGCAGAUAAGAAAAGGAAAGAAUGCAUGAAAUGUCCCAUUGGUUGUGCAACUUGUUUGGCUUCUUUGUGCCAAUCUUGUAACUCAAAUUGGGAAUUGAACAGAAAAGGGAAAUGUGUGGCGGCUGGAAGUGACAGGUGUAAUGCUGGUGAAUUUUCGGAUGGUAGCCAAUGUCAGCUGUGUCACAAUGACUGCGAUUCGUGUUACGGUGAAACUGAAGGCAACUGUCUAACGUGUCCAUCACCCAACCUUUUACAGAAUCACAAAUGUGUACCAGAAUGUAGUCGUGGGUACUACUCUGAAGCCGGUCGCUGCACUCGUUGUAUCCACGGUUGCAGCGAGUGCGCAUCGAGACUAAACUGCACUUUCUGCACUGGGUCCCUCAGACUUCAGUCUGGUACUUGUAGAACAGCCUGUGCAGAAGGUUACUAUGCUGAUCGUGGAACAUGUUCUAAGUGCUACUUAUCGUGUGCUACUUGCAUUGGUCCACGUCGUGAUCAGUGCGCCUCGUGUCCCCGUGGCUGGAGGCUGGCGGCUGGUGAAUGUCACCCUGAAUGUCCACAGGGUUUCUAUAAGACCGCCGACGGUUGCCGUCACUGUCACCACUACUGCCGCGAGUGUGACGGCUCCGGGCCGUUACACUGCACGUCGUGUCCUCAACGCUUCAUGUUAGACGGCGGGCUGUGUAUGGAGUGUUUGAGCUCUCAAUACUAUGAAAGCAGCAGUGGAUUAUGUCGAUCGUGUCACGAAUCGUGUAGGACUUGCUCUGGACCCGGACAGUACAGCUGUACGGCGUGUUCGAGACCAUUGCGGUUGGAUAGGUUGAACAACCAAUGUGUUCAGUGUUGUUCGGAGCGAGCCAACAACGCUACCUCAGACUGUUGUCACUGUGAUUCUGACACAGGUGAGUGUAUUAACUCGUCGGGCGCUGUUCGUCGUAUCGCGGAGUGGGGCGCGCUACACACUGACGAGAACCACCCAGAACUGGCGACCACUGUGAUCGUGUUGUGUGCGGCGGCCGGGCUCGUGUUGGUAGCUGUGGCAGUCGUGUUGCAUAAGCGGUCACAGAAGCCGCAGGCACGAUCUAAAGGACUAACUUACGCGGCCUUAUCCUCCGAGGACGCGGAUGUGCUGGUGGUCGGGCGUAAUCGGUUGGUCGAGCACGUGCUCCAAGACGAGCACGCGCGGCCCGAGCACGUGCUCGGCUCUGACGAUCUAGAGCACGCGCCGCUAAUGAAACAUUCCACAUAGCACGCUGUGAUAGACGUAAGUGACCUUGAAUAGACAAUCCAUAGUCGUAAUUAGUUAGUUCGUUUUUUAAAAUGAGUUUUUGAAAAUUGUAUAAUAUAUAGAUAAGCUUGUUUUGUGUGUCAAUUUAAAAAAAAAUAAAACAAAUGUAUUUAUAUAAAAUGAUAACGGAAUUAACGAAUUUUAUCGGUCCUUUGAUAUCGCAUGAUAAUGUUUGUUGGAAGUUUUUUAAGUCUCGCAUAUGAUUGUGGACCAGCGGCUAAGUGUUAUAUAUUUGUAUGUACAGCUCAAGAAGAUUUUUUUUAUUGAUAAGUAAAUAAAAUCUAUUAUUGUUAUACCAACGAACGUAAACGAUGCAAAGACAAUCCUAAUCUGUAUCGGUAUGUUCUGUGGAAAUAUCACUUAAUAUCUCCUGAGCUGAUCGUUGGAUCACAAGCCACAGAAUAAUUCAAAGUUGGUAAAUGGAUGGAUGGCAACUAAAUGAGCAUGAACAAAAAGUUCUGCAUUAGAAACUGUCGUAUGUGAUAAAAGAAACCUUUGAACAUUAUUUGUUACCUCUAAGAAAUUUCCUCAAUAAAAAAGAAGUCUUUGUCCACUGGCCAUUUUUAUUUCGCUAAACAUCUGACAGAAAGUUUUAUCCGGUAAUAAAAUAUGUACGUGCAAUUAAUAAAAAACUAUUUAAGAAAAGUAAACUUAUGGGACUUUAAAAAAAAAGGAUUCAGAAAUUGAACUAAACAUUUUAAAGGUAACAAAUAAUCUAUAUAAAAUUUUCUAAGUACACUUGAAAAAGCCAUAGUCGACGCUAUUUUUGUACCGCCCUUAAGUCUCGAAUGUACGUAGAUUUGCUCUCUGAAUGACGUCACAAUCUUGUAAUAUAGCACUCACAAAUUAGUAAUAGAACAGAAAGUUACCAUAAUUGUACAAUGUGUUUUAUCAUUAUUCGUCUAUGAUAUGUAUAACAAGUGACAAUAUAAUAAAUAUUUAUAUGAUUUAUACGUAAAUUAUUUGUAAUAUAAACCUUUAUAUAUAGAAACAACUUAUUUGGUUUCGUUCGCAGCCAUUGUUAACAUCACAACUGUAGUAUGUGUGAAGAUUAUAUCAUAUGUUAUACAUUUUAUUGAAUAUUUAAUGUUUUUUUUCCUAUACGCAUAAAGUUCUGAACGCGCAUCACAUCAGUUGUCACUUUGGCCCCCACUUCGUCUUAAAAUGGGACUAAAUGAGUUUUUUCUUUAUAAAUUAAUUAUUAUUUUUCUAAUUUCCUUAUUUUUUUUAUUGACAUCUGAUUCGGUUCGUUCCGUGUAAUUUAGAAUGAUUUUAACAAAAUUUUUAAUAAUUUACUUGGUGUUUAUCUGUAUGCUAUUUUUUUUUAAUUUUUUUUGUGGAAAUAUUUUUAGUUGAAAUUGUAUUUUUGUAUGGAAUACUUAUGUGCAAUUAAUAUUUAUAAUAAAAUCAGUUCUAUGUCA